AUGGAAGAGCUUUCCGGGAAGUCUCUCAGCUGUGCGGAGAAGGAAAAGUUGAAGGAAACGUUAGCAUUUUUGAAAAAGGAAUACAGCAAGACACUUGCUCGUCUUAAGACUGACGUUGCAGGCCUCCCUGCUCAGGACACCUGGAACCCAAGCAGCCUACAGUUAGUCUCAAAGUUCAAGAAUCCUUUCAGUUCCUCUUCUGUGGAUGUGAGUGCCGUGUGGUGGGACAGAGCUGGUGCUAAGGAGCCGUGUAUCGUAACUGCCUGUGAAGAUGUAGUUUCUCUUUGGAAACCUUUGGAUGCUUUGCAGUGGGAAAAAGUUCAUACCUGGCACUUCACGAGGGCAUUGCUGUGUUCCUCUGGGGAUGGAAGUGAAAAGCAAGUACUACUGAAAUCUGGAAAUAUAAAAGCUGUGCUUGGCCUAACAAAGAGAAGACUGGUUAGUAGCAUUGGAACCUUUUGCAGUCAACAAGUACAAAUCAUGACAUUUGCCGAAGAUGGAGGUAGCAAAGAUGAACAGCUUUUGAUGCCCCCUGAUGAGACUAUACUGACUUUUGCUGAAGUCCAAGGGAUACAGGAUGCUCUGCUUGGCACCACUACUGUGAACAACAUUGUGAUCUGGAACUUAAAAACUGGCCAUCUCCUGAAAAAGGUGCACAUUGAUGACUCUUACCAAGCUUCGGUCUGUCACAGAGCCUAUUCUGAGAUGGGGUUCCUAUUUGUUGUUCUGAGUCAUCCUUGUGCCAAAGAGAGCCAGGCCUUUAGAAGCCCCGUGUUUCAGCUUCUGGUGAUUAACCCUAAGAUGGCUCAGAGUGUGGGCAUUCUGCUGUGCUGCCUUCCUCAAGGGCAAGCUGGAAGGGUCCUGGAAGGGGAUGUGAAGGAUCAUGUCGCAGCAGCAGUCCUGACUUCUGGGACGAUUGCCGUUUGGGACCUGACACUGGGUCACUGCACUGCUCUCCUCCCACCUGUCUCUAAUCAGAAUUGGUCUUUGGUUAAGUGGUCAGUUACAGAUUCUCACUUGCUAGCUGGACAAAAAGACGGAAAUAUAUUCAUAUACUGCUACUUUUAA
Messenger RNA from Microtus ochrogaster (prairie vole), 1068 nucleotides. Its product is annotated as partner and localizer of BRCA2-like. The record is from RefSeq and is a predicted model, not a curated record. Lineage: Eukaryota; Metazoa; Chordata; Mammalia; Rodentia; Cricetidae.